AUGUCUGACACUGGUCGCAAGGAUUUCUCCACCAAGGCUAAGGAGGAGAUCACUCCCGAUUCCUCCAAGUCCACUCAGGACAAGAUCAAGGAGACUGUCACUGACACCACUGACCGUGUUGCUCGUGGCUUCCAGUCCGACGACAGCAAGGGUGGUGCCCAGGAGGCUUUCGACAAGACUCAGCGUACUCACGACAAUGAGGCUCACGGCGGUGCCAGCAACUCCAUUGGCGAUAAGGUUAAGAAUGCUCUCGGAAUGAACAACUAA
Penicillium macrosclerotiorum is the source of this 267-nucleotide messenger RNA. RefSeq names its product heat shock 9/12 family protein. The coding region runs from base 1 to 267 and encodes 88 amino acids. The record is from RefSeq and is a predicted model, not a curated record. The transcript has 3 exons. NCBI's taxonomy places the organism in Eukaryota, Fungi, Ascomycota, Eurotiomycetes, Eurotiales, Aspergillaceae.